Corticium candelabrum is the source of this 1072-nucleotide messenger RNA. Its product is annotated as mammalian ependymin-related protein 1-like. Gene Ontology annotation, molecular function: calcium ion binding. The coding region runs from base 8 to 868 and encodes 286 amino acids. Gene Ontology annotation, biological process: cell-matrix adhesion. The transcript has 4 exons. Gene Ontology annotation, cellular component: extracellular region; lysosome. The record is from RefSeq and is a predicted model, not a curated record. NCBI's taxonomy places the organism in Eukaryota, Metazoa, Porifera, Homoscleromorpha, Homosclerophorida, Plakinidae.
CCGUCGUAUGACGUUCCGACCUAGGGGUAAGGUGACCAAAUCACGCCGAUUCAGUCGACGAGGUCACGCCGACGAGGAGCGAACGUUGGUCACGUCUUCCAAGAGAAUGUUCUCCGCUUUCGUCUUUCUUGCCGUGGGCGUUCUGUGCAGCGCGGCUUCCAAUUCUACUGUGGUAGCGCCUCCAGCGCGCUGCGAAAGUCCAAAGCAAUGGGAAGGCACGGCUUGGUUUACGCAGGAAAGGACAGGGACGGUUAGAUCGAUCGACAUCUCGUAUGACGCGGUGAACAGACGCAUUCGAUCUGUAACUACGAUCGUCGUUGGCCCAUAUGCAGGGUUUUCGAUGGAGGCGAUCCUAUUGUUCGACGAAAAUCGGUUUUACUUUCUGCCGGGAGAAACCAAGCUUUGCGUUGAACUCAACAAGUUUUUUGAAUUCAAGCCCGUUGGUGUUCCACCAGAUGCCGAAUUCCAGUAUUCAGUUACUUACGGACUUGGCAAGAACUCUGUGCACAGCAACACUUGGGGAAAGUCGUACAAAGUUGACGUUGAAAACGACGGAAUGGAGUAUCCAUGGGUUCAUCAUCAUCACGAUCACCAUGGCCACACACAUACAUGGUAUUUUGCAUUCACAGACGACCUCUGUGCUCCUGUCCUGGAGACUAUCUACGAAGGAGAUCUGUUAGACAAGGAUGACGCUGAUGACCCUACAGAAAUUCUUGAUCAAAUCCGAUACACUGCCCUGAGCGCUGGGAUUAAUAACCCUGAUGUGUUUAAGCCACCUUCCUACUGCAACAGCGGCGGGAGCAAAAAUGCUACUCUGAUGGCUAUGUUGGGCGAUACCUUUGAGUGGCGCGGCUUUAUGUUUGUGUAGCCUCAAAGGCAACGAGGCAGUGGAGACAUGUUCAUGAAUACAUGUUCGUGAAUACUGAUGACGUUUAGAUAAGUGGUGUAGUUCUCUUGUGUUGGCAAUGGCUCUUAGAGUGUUAAAGACUUGCAGCAUCUGUGAUGUCUUUGUGUGUAGAUUGUUCUCUUGUUUGGUUAGUAACGUUGUUGAUUGCUUGAUUUUAUCACCGGA